CACAUAUGCCCUCUUGCACAUAUGCCCUACAAUUUGGGCCUCGCCGACACGCUCACAGCCGCCGGCGUGAAUGACGGCGCGCGCGUGGCGGAGCUCUGCCUCCAAGAAGAGUGCAGCUCUCUCGCGGCGCUUGCGGAGCUCACGCCCGCGCUCCUCGACCGUCUCGUCUCUCGUGCGGGGCUCAAGAGCCUCUCCGAGGCGAGGUUCCGCCGGCUGGUUGAGGAUGCACAGGGCGUGGACCGCGCACUGCCGGUGUCGGUCGGCGUGAUCGUGACUGCUGACGCAGUCCCUCCGCCGGCGGCCGCAGUGCCAGCCGACCAAUGCGCCGGCGGCGCGUCCAUGUCAGAUUUUAGUCGUCGGGAUCGCACGUUAGGCAGCAGACCGGCGCCGUCGCGCGACACGCUCGCGCGCAGCCUGACACCCGAUUGGCUGCAGCCGCAUGAGCCCGUGCAGCGGCAGCCCUCACACGAUUUCUUCGAGAGGUUGCAGCCGAUCUUUGUGGCAUUCUCAUUCCUCCUCGGCUUCGGUGUGCUCCUUCUCAUUGCGUUUGCACCGGUGCGGGGCUUUUUUUCUUGGUUUUUUUCUCGCUCUCCUGGGGGCGCUGCCGAUGGGAGCCAGCCGUACUACCCGCGACUUAAAUUCGCUCUGAGUGUCUCUGAGAGAGUGUCUGGAAGGGAAACCACCGUCAAAUGCGUCCUGCGUACUAAAUAGCACACGCUACUCUGCCGGCUCGCACCCGUUGCGCACACGCAUGUGCAAACAGAGCGCUAUCCGCUAAAAAUCACAGUCGAC
Messenger RNA from Emiliania huxleyi CCMP1516, 792 nucleotides. RefSeq lists its product as hypothetical. The coding region runs from base 22 to 711 and encodes 229 amino acids. The transcript is spliced from 3 exons. Lineage: Eukaryota; Haptophyta; Isochrysidales; Noelaerhabdaceae. The record is from RefSeq and is a predicted model, not a curated record.